CUGUAUGUCUGAUAUGCAACACUUUGUCCUUUAUGUAACAAGCGUUAUGAAAGCAGCAGAACAUGACAGCAGAUCUGCGCGUGUCCGUCAAUGAAGGAUCUCCUGCAGAGCUGCUGACCGGCUGCAUUUCAGUGGGCUCCUGCUGAGCGAUUCUCAUCUGUAUUAUAAUUUAUUUCUACUGGAGCAUCAUGCUGUUGGAGGCUCAUCUUCAUCUCUCUCCGGGUUGUUUGUGGUUCUGUAAAAGUGCUCAGCGGCUGUUCUCACUCUGUACUGCGCGUAGGUCAUCAACCAAUUACUAUGAACUUCUUGGGGUGAAACCAGAUGCUACACUGGAACAAAUUAAAAAUGCAUUCUUCGACCAAUCCAAAAAGUUGCACCCUGACAGUGACCCCUCCAAUCCCGGUCUGCACAGUCAGUUUGUGCAGCUGAACGAGGCGUACAGGGUGCUGAGCAGAGAAGGGUCCCGACGAGAUUAUGACCUCAGGCUGAGGUACCAGUAUGCUGCAGGGCCGAUCUCCAGCUCCUCCAGCUCCACCAGCAACCCCAGUGCGGAGGCUGCAGAGAGCAUGCGUUACUGGGAGCAGUUCAGACAGGCCCAGCCUCAGGAGAACACGGCCGAGGAGCGGGAAAAGAGAAAGAAACGCAACAUGCGCUUGGUUGGCUACUGCAUGCUAACCAUGCUACUCAGUCUCUCCGCACAUUACUUUGGGUUCAGGAAACUGGAAGAGGUCCAUAAUAACUUCAUGGAUGAGAAGGAUAGAGUCAUCACUGAUAUCUACAACAAGUCCAAAGAAAGAGCCAGAGUGAACGGCUUUAAGAAGCAGCAGGAGAUCUUGAGACAAAAGCACGCUGAGUUCCUGGAGAGAUACAAGAUCCGCAGUGAUGGAGAAGAUAAAUAAAGCAAGGAAAAGACAGAGCUAAACCCACAUCGCACAGUUAUGGAGAGAGUGCAAGCUGUAGAUGAAUGUUGAAAAGUGAAUAGUAUUUUAGGGUAACAGUGUGUUAAAUAUAUGAACGCAGCAAUAUAUCAGCCAAAACUCUUUUUUUUUUUUAGCCCAGUUCUGUUUUUUCACCCAACUCCAUCAGAUUAAGGUCACAGAGGGUGCAAGGCAAAUCAGGCUGAUUAUAGGCCAGCAUGGCUCCUCAUGAGGUGUUUUAAACACCUGUACAUUUACUGUAUUGCCUGCAUUUAAAGGCGACAUUGUAACUGCACCUGGAAAGGGUGUUAUGGAAACAUUGCAUUCCUGAUAAAGUAGUUCAUCAAAACACUGAAAACACUGAAA
Messenger RNA from Carassius gibelio (silver crucian carp), 1283 nucleotides. Its product is annotated as dnaJ homolog subfamily C member 4-like. Bases 189 to 899 code for a protein of 236 amino acids. The transcript has 8 exons. NCBI's taxonomy places the organism in Eukaryota, Metazoa, Chordata, Actinopteri, Cypriniformes, Cyprinidae. The record is from RefSeq and is a predicted model, not a curated record.